Molecule: messenger RNA, 171 nt
Organism: Rosa chinensis
Lineage: Eukaryota; Viridiplantae; Streptophyta; Magnoliopsida; Rosales; Rosaceae
Exons: 2
Coding region: 1-171 (56 amino acids)
Source: RefSeq, a predicted model, not a curated record
AUGAGAAAGUUCAAUGCUUGGCUUGUGUUCUUCAAGCGCGAGUGGAAUUGGAAUUGGCCUUUCCUCGUCGGCUUCGCUAUCACCGGGAUUCUCAUCACCAAGUUCUCUCUCUGUCUCACUGGGAUCGAGGAUGCGAAGAACUCGCCUUUUGUACAGAGGCAUAAGAAGUAG